Messenger RNA from Sycon ciliatum, 1867 nucleotides. RefSeq names its product monoglyceride lipase-like. Gene Ontology annotation, cellular component: membrane. Gene Ontology annotation, molecular function: monoacylglycerol lipase activity. The record is from RefSeq and is a predicted model, not a curated record. Lineage: Eukaryota; Metazoa; Porifera; Calcarea; Leucosolenida; Sycettidae. The transcript has 7 exons. Bases 45 to 1058 code for a protein of 337 amino acids.
CAAAAGACAAGUAAUAGUUUGUUCAAAUCAAACAUCGUCGAUAGAUGAUCAUCUUGGUUUGUCAAGCUAGCCAAACGUUGCCUUCAGUACAUCUACAGAUACAAUACGAAAGAAAGUUGGUGUAUUCGCGUCUGCUUUCGUUUCUCAUCAUGGGGCAAAGCCAAAUCUUUCCUGCUGUGGACUACUCAACGGUGUCCCAUGUCACCAGUGCAGCUGGGAAGAGGCUUUACACUCGCGCUUGGAAGUCAGACUCCUGCUCUACUCCCAAAGGGAUUGUCUACCUAAGCCAUGGUGUGUCGGAGCACAUUGAGCGUUAUGGCGAAAUGGCGGCUUGGUUCACGGACAUUGACAUGGUCGUGUAUGGCCAUGACCAUGUUGGCCAUGGCAGAAGUGAAGGAGACCGUGUUCAUGUGAAUGAGUUUGGAGAGUAUGUCACCGAUGUGGCGCAGAGACUCCGUGAAGUACGUGAGCAGCAUCCCGGCCUGCCGCUGUUCCUUCUUGGCCACUCGAUGGGUGGGCUGAUUGCGUUCCUGACCGCUGCUCAACACACAGACCUCGUGGACUUUGUCUUGCUGAGUGCUCCUGCCCUGAUCGGUGAUCCAGAUGUUGCUACUCCGUUCAAGAUAUUCAUGGCAAAAGUUGCAGGUGGAGUUACGCCUCAACUGGAAGUGGGAAAGCUACCGGAAGAGUUUGUCUGUCGUGAUCCAUCAGUGGUUGAAACCAACCGCAACGAUCCCUACUUUUGGCAAGGCGGAAUGAAGGCCGCAUGGGCUGUUAACACCCUGCGUGCACAAGAGGAGGCUGAGCAGCUGCACAAGUCAUUCACUACACCAAUACUGGUGUUCCAUGGUACUGCUGAUCGCCUGUGCCUGAUUGAAGGCUCGCGUCAGCUAAUGGCAGCUAUUGGCAGUGAAGAUAAAAUCUUGAAGGAAUAUGAAGGCGGUUAUCAUGAAUUACAUAUGGAACCAGAUGGCAUGAAAGAAGAUGUACAAGAGGCGGUUGUAGCGUGGGUGAAAGAGAGGCUGGAACGGUUCAAUGCUCAAACGUCAACCACAUGAAGCGGAUGCUUUGUAAGAGACCAUACGUAUGCAUAUGCAAGGUGAAAGGAUGUUUCCGUGCAAAAGCUCCAAUGUUUCCCUCUACCUGGUGUGCUAGCAUGUACUUUCCUGGUUGGCUCUUUUCCUGAAAGUAAUUAGUUGUCAGCAGCUGAGCAGACCCAUGUGGAUAACUGCAGACGGAACACAUGGCUGAUUGUGCCUACUAUUGUGUACUGUCCCUGUCUUCAAUGGGGUUCUCGCCGUAACAAGGCUAUUGCUAUACAGACGCUUGCUGCUGAUUUCCCUGCUUCGUGCUCCGUUGCGUCGCGGGUUAAUGUCCAGUGCGAUAUUAUUCUCGCCGUGAUGCUGGUGUUGACCAGUGCGAUAUUAUUCUCACCGCGAUGCUGGUGCUGACCUGUGCUGUGCUGCACUGUAUUCUUCACUCCGGCUAGCUUUCAUUGGCCGUGAUUCUAGAUUCUAGAUUCCUUUGAGGGUAGGCACAACAUCAAUUUCAAGAUAGACGUAGAUUUAUGUGUUUUAGCUCUGGAGCUAGAUUUCUUUACACUGUACUCUAGAGAAUAUUGUCAACAUUGAACAUUAUAUUACUAUAUGCUCACCAUCCGAGUUUUAUUGAGGGAUUCGUUUCCAAUUCGGUCAUGUGCUCAUACAUAUACAUGGAGUGCAGUAUUAUUAUUUUUCUUUAUUGGCUUCUUGUACGUACAUGUAUUUGUAUAUUGUUCAAGUAUGAGUAUCAAACAUACAUCACACCUUUCAAGACCAAGACAAACCAUUUGCUAUUGUCGGUGCGAAAAGCAUCUGGCUGCAUUCUC